GUCACGGGGGAAGUGGUGGCACAAGGUGGGGGCGGGGCCAGUGCGGGGCAAGAUGGCGCUGAACAGGAACCACUCGCAGGAGGGUGGUGUCGUCGUUCCUAACGGCGAGAGCGUUCUCAAACAGUGUAAAGAUGUGGAGCUCUCCUUCAGUGACGUGACGGGCAAGCCUGAAGCCUUCAAAGGCACCAAGAAAGGAAUGCUAUACCUCACCCCUUACAGGAUGAUCUUUGUAUCGAAGGGCAAGGAUCCCAUGCUGUCUUUCAUGAUGCCAUUUUAUUUGGUCAAAGGGUGCUCUAUUGAGCAGCCUGUUUUCUCUGCUAAUUACAUCAAAGGACAGAUUCAGGCUGAGGCAGGAGGUGGCUGGGAAGGGCAGGGGACAUUUAAACUGACCUUUAACAGCGGAGGAGCCAUUGAGUUUGGACAGCUGAUGUUCAAAGUUGCUUCCAGCGCUUCCAGUGGAGUCCCUCUCCAGAACCCUGGCUAUGGCUAUACACCUGUGCCCGGAGGGUAUCCACCCACCCCACCUGCUCCAGGGGGUUAUUCGCCUGCGCCGGGGGGCUAUGCUCCUCCACCACCAAAUGGACCAUAUCCUUACAUGCCACCACCAGUGAAUGCCUAUGGACCAGCUCCACAGCCCAUGGGAUAUCCAUAUGCCCAGCCUCCAGGUAUUUACCCACCACUUCCAAACAUGAACCCCAUGUAUGUGCCACCUCCUCCCCCAUACUCCGGGCCUUCUCCUGCAGGACCUUCGGCCCCCUCAGCUCCCACAGCCUGGGUGGACCCAGGGAUGCCAGGUGGCAGUAAGGCCAUGGAAGCUACUUCCAGUGCAUAUUACAACCCUGCCAACCCACACAACGUGUACAUGCCCAUGGAUCAGCCACCUCCUUAUACACCUCCUGAGGAUAAAAAGAACAACUAACAGCCUCCCACACUCUCUCUCCCUGAAGACAAUUUGGCUGUCACUACCCCUUGGGUUAGCAUAUCUCUAGAUCUCUAUGUAUAUACAGUGUAUGUAGUGUCGGGCUGCUGAGCCCCUGCCCUCCUUAAACAUUGUCAGUGGCAAUACAAGGCAGAGCAGCGGCACUUUCCUGCUUAUUUGCAUCAUCUCAUGGGGUCAGAGCACUAACCUUUUGCUCUGCCCUUGGCUUGAGGGAAGAGAUGGAUUUCUUCAUAAACCAGUGAACCAUAUCACUAAUCUAAGAGUAAAAUAUGAAGUCUCUGGGAUCUUGCAGUAGAACUAUUUGGAGUGGCAGCCUUUUGACUUCAAGCAUCAGCCAAGAGGAAAGGUAUAGACAGCCAUGAAGUUCCUCGCAUAGACCCUUGGGAGCCCAAGAAAGGUGGUAAUUUCCUUAAAUUCUGGCACAGCUCAGUGUGAGAUGGGACUCUGGAAAUCCUGUGUCGUGCUGGAAGCAUGUUUCAUGUCCUGGACUAAUAGUCGUGGGGUGACAAACUUGAGAAAUGCAUCCUGAGAGACACUUAACCAUUUGGUAGUGUAAGUGGGAAGGGGAUGGGACCCAACCUGCAGAGGCCAAACCCAGCAGCUCAGUCAUAAGAACUACAAAGUGCUCUGGAUAGAUCAUCCUACUGCAUUUCUGACGGCAAGAGGAGCUUCUGGGCACAGACAUGCCUGCUUUGAAUGCAGCAAAACCUUCUGCUAGUAUUUCUCCAUCUCCUUUCCUACUUAUCCUUCCAGAAUGGGGUGAGAUGUUGCACUUGCUGGUGUCUGGAGAGCCAGCACUGUCUCUGCUCCUUCCCCUCUGCUGUGAGAUGCACCUCUGCAUUUCCAGUGAAUCUUCAAAGUCACGAUGGGAGUUUUCUGACAGAUCCCUUACAUGCCACAAAGCCAGGCUGUAUAGUUGCCUGAUGCUCAUGGCAGAGAAGCUGUGUGAGAAGUAACUGGAAACAAGCAAUGACUUCCUAAAAUCAGCCUGCCUUUGUAGCUGUAGAAUAGAAAAGCAAACAGGAGGUGGGGCUGCAGGGCCGUGAACUAAUAGCUUGGCAGGUGUGGGUAUCAGUCUUCCUUUUGGUCUUCUAGGAGCAGGUCCUGUGUCAAGUAGCCAUUCUUCAAGCAUAACAGAGCCAAGUGCUGAGCAGGAAGCUGCUUGCCUUGGAGCAAGAUAACAGCAGGAAGGUAACCUGGCACUGGCCUUGUCAGAGGACAGGUCCGGCAGCCCUGGCUCCUUCUGCUGAGCAAGCUCAUGCAGAGUGUGAGCCUGACAAGGGAAAACUGGGCUUCCUCUCUUCCUUAGGCUGCUAAAGCGAUACUGUGUAUGCCUGCAUCUGAGCAGUGUGGGAAGAGCAGGCUUUGUAGUACUGGGCUUUGGUUGCUUAGGGUUGCAGCACCCUCUGAACUGGGAAACUGCUGUCUCUGGUGUGGAUGUUACUAAUGCUCAACUCUGCUGCUGCUCAGCUGCAGCCUUUCCUUCUUCUUUAGGAGAUAUUGCCAUUAAACCUGCUCUGAAGAGAGUGCCACUAGUAUGAUGGAGACCAAUGUGGUCCUUUAUAUAUGGGAUGAUCAUACUUCUUCCCUGUAGUCUUCCUACUUUCUCAGUGAAGGGGAAAGAGCAUGUUUUCCUCUUACUUCCCUGCAUGCCAGGGCUUGAGGUUUGCACAACAUAUAAGAAUGAAUUCUUGAAGCAGCCUGGCAUAGGGGGAAGUGAACUUCCUUUUCUAAAAAAACCCACCACCAACAAAACCUUUUAAAUCAGUUAGAGAUGUUCUGAUGAUUCUCUGAAACUAAAAAAUUCAGCCAUGAAUGUUUGUAACUUUUGCAUUGCACUUUAAUACAGAAGUGUUGAUAACUUUA
This is a messenger RNA of Dromaius novaehollandiae (emu), 2806 nucleotides long. It is a transcript of the gene WBP2NL, whose product is annotated as WBP2 N-terminal like. The record is from RefSeq and is a predicted model, not a curated record. Gene Ontology annotation, biological process: positive regulation of DNA-templated transcription. Gene Ontology annotation, molecular function: transcription coactivator activity; chromatin DNA binding. Gene Ontology annotation, cellular component: nucleus. Lineage: Eukaryota; Metazoa; Chordata; Aves; Casuariiformes; Dromaiidae. The coding region runs from base 53 to 919 and encodes 288 amino acids. The transcript is spliced from 8 exons.